Phalaenopsis equestris is the source of this 4459-nucleotide messenger RNA. Its product is annotated as E3 ubiquitin-protein ligase RKP. Lineage: Eukaryota; Viridiplantae; Streptophyta; Magnoliopsida; Asparagales; Orchidaceae. Gene Ontology annotation, molecular function: ubiquitin-protein transferase activity; protein binding. The record is from RefSeq and is a predicted model, not a curated record. Gene Ontology annotation, cellular component: cytoplasm.
UUGUAUUAGCCCACCUUCUUUCUCCACCGCGUCUUCUCGUUGAUGGCGCCUGCAAAACCUAAUCCGGCUCCGCCGCCACCUAAGAAAGCCGACGGAAAACCCUAAAAAAAGCUGAACAAUCUCAACCCUGCAAAUUCAGAGCGAGAAUUUCGUCCUUUUCUGAUUCGGAUUGGCUUUGUUGGGCUUGAGAUUGUUGUGUGGAGGGUUUGUUAUCGAGAAUCGAUAAAGUAUUAAAACCUGAUUCGUGUGAAAAAAUGGCGGAGGAAGGUAAGAAGAGUACCGGGCUCUCCUCUGGGCUGGCCUCUAUAUUGUCGGAUGGCAAUGAGAAGGAAGUUCCGCAGAGGUCUCAUCUUGUUUCGUAUUUUGAUGAUCUUGGGAGUCAGUCUGUGGAAAGGACAAUAGAAUACAUAUUGGAUCUCCCUCACAGGUCUAUUCGUCCGUCCUCUGGAUUGGUUGAUGUUAGUUUCAUUCGUGCUGUCUUGAGCAACCGAUUACUGGCAUUGGAAGUUGGUAAGACCACGGAUUCUACUUACAGGGAUGGGAUUAUGGUUAUUGACUGUGGUUUUGGUUCUAACGCCGUUGUUAUAGAUAGUGCAAGUAUCUCUGGGGAAAUAAGAAAUACCAAAACUUUGCUUAUGGAAAGUUUAGCAUCCUUCAGCAGCACUCGAGCCAAUGCGUGUGUGUGGAAGGGGAAAUGGAUGUAUGAAGUCACAUUGGAAACUGCCGGAGUUCAGCAACUUGGGUGGGCCACUGUUUCCUGUCCCUUUACUGAUCGCAAAGGAGUUGGUGAUGCUGAAGAUUCAUACGCUUUUGAUGGAAGGAGGGUUAGCAAGUGGAACAAGUACUCUAAAGCGUACGGUCAGUCGUGGGUUGUUGGCGAUGUGAUAGGUUGCUGCAUUGAUUUGAACAAGGACAUGAUUUCCUUCUAUAGGAAUGGAGUGCCUUUAGGUGUGGCUUUUGAUGGGAUCCGUAAAAUGGGGCCUGGGAUUGGUUAUUAUCCAGCACUUUCUCUUUCUGAAGGUGAAAGGUGCGCGUUAAACUUUGGUUCUCGUCCGUUUAAGUAUCCUGUUGAUGGCUUUCAUCCUAUUCAAGCUCCACCAAGCUCUGCAACUGCUUCACUAUAUUUGCUUCAAUGCUUAUCUCGGUUAUUGGAGAUGCAACAUAUGGAUAAAUCUAAUUCAGCAUACUUUGAGAAACUGAGAAGAUUGAAGAGGUUUUCUCCUAUUGAAGAGCUAUAUUUACCUAUCUCCCAUGGCAUUUGUGAGGAGCUCUUUGCUAUGAUUCACUCAAAUCAAGGUUGCAGUGAAUAUAUUUCAUGGGCUGCACUUUUGCCAUUCAUGUUAGAAGUGUUUGGAUCACAGAUUCCUCAUGAUUAUGCUUGCUUGGAUCAGGUUAUUGGACUUUUUUUUGAGUUUCAUGGUCAUGUUUCAUUAUUUCAGCAUCUCAUCAUGGCCCUUUCCUUCAGCUGCAAGACUGCUCCACUUGUUUUAGUGGAUUGUCCUUAUACUGGAUCAUAUCCUUACUUAGCUUUGGCUUGCCAUAUACUCAGCCACAAGGACAUGAUGACUUUGUGGUGGCAGUCGCCUGAAUUUGAAUCGUCAUUGGAAGACUUUUUGUCAACAAAGAGUCCAAACAAGCAGGAUCUUCAGUUAUUGAUUCCAUCUGUAUGGUGGCCUGGAUUGUCAGAUGAUGUUGGUUCUGAAAGUAGUAUGAUUCUCACAACAGGAGCUUUGUUUGGAGCUGUUAAUAAGAUAGAGGAGCUGCAUCGGCAACUUUGUUGUAUGAUUAUACGAUUCAUACCUCCAACAACUCCUAGCCAAUUACCUGGAUCAGUGUUUAGAACUUUUCUACAAAACUUAAUCUUGAAAGUCAGGGGUGUAGAACAUAAGGUGCCUCCUUCAGAUGCGUCUAACAAUUCUACAGUCGUUUCUUUGUACACGGCGAUCCUUUAUUUCUUAUCUGAAGGUUUUCCAAUGGAUGACAUAUAUGACUUGAUGGGCUCCACUGCAAAUUCUGAAGCUGGGGGAGGCUUUCUUCAUAGGGGUGGAAAGAGAAAUUUCCCAGUGGGGUUGCUAUUAAAUGCUGAUACACAUCGAGGUUGGAUCUCAAGGGUUGGAGGUUCAAUUAACCAUUUAUUGAUGUCCCACCAUGUCAGUGACGAUGAAAAAGUUUUGUGGUGGGAUGAAGGAUGUAUGCAUGACUAUGAUACAAAAAUAACACACUCUACAAGACAAAAGCCUUGUUGUUGUUCAUCCUCCGAAGUCGAUAUAUUUAGAACAUCAAAAGAUAAUGCUAAAUGCUUAGGUAGAAAUUCAAACGGUCCCUGUUCUUCUAUUCCAGAGAGAUCUGUUACUGCAGAAUGUGCUGCAGGCAGCUUGAGUGAUGGUAUUGUGGACAAACCUAGUUCAAGUGGCCGAACAGAAUCGGAUUUUGGGUACCAGACCUUGCAGCAUCUUGGGAGUGAGCUGUUAGUCAAUACCUCAUCUUUAGAUGCGCUACGUGAGGAGGAGUUGCUUGAUAUCAUGCUCUUUCUGUAUCAUUUGGGUGUUGCUCCUAAAUUCAGGCAGGCCUUCUACUACAUGUCUCACCAGUCACAUUCAAUAUCUCUAUUAGAUGACGCAGACAAACAAAUUAGAGAAAAGGCUUGCAUCGAACAAUUGAAGAAAUUAAAAGAAGCUCGGAAAAGUUAUUACGAAGAGUUAGUUGAUUGUGUCAGACAAUGUACCUGGUAUCGAAUUUCUCUUUUUUCUCGGUGGAAGCAAAGGGGAAUGUAUGCAACUUGCAUGUGGGUCGUGGAAAUGCUUUUGGUUCUCAGCAAUAGUGGAUCAAUCUUUCUUUGUGUUCCAGAAUUUUACAUAGAAUCACUGGUUGAUUGCUUUCAUGCACUGAGAAAGAGUGAUCCUCCAUAUGUUUCUCCUGGAAUUUUUAUCAAGCAAGGUCUCACUUCUUUCAUUACCUUUGUUGUCAAACACUUCAAUGAUCCACGGAUAUUGAGUGCUGAUGUAAAAGACCUUCUGCUUCAAUCCAUAUCGGUGUUAGUACAGUGCAACGACUACAUGCUUGCCUUUGAGUCUAACAAAGAAGCUGUGACUAGUAUGCCAAGAGCAUUGCUUUUAGCUUUUGAUAGCAGAUCUUGGAUUCCUGUAACAAAUAUACUUCUUCGGCUGUGUAAGGGUUCUGGAUUUGGUUCCUCAAAGCAUGCGGGGUCAUCAUCUUCAGUUCUUUUCCAGGUGUUGCUUCGAGAGAUAUGUGUCUGUGAUGAAGUAUUAUUUUUCUCAUUCCUCAAUCGACUUUUCAACACCCUUAGUUGGACUAUGACAGAAUUUUCUGUUUCGAUUCGGGAGAUGCAAGAAAGCUAUCAGAUUGGAGACUUGCAGCAGAGAAAAUGCACCGUAGUUUUUGAACUCUCUUGCAAUCUUGUGAGAGUGUUGGAGUUCUAUACCAGGGAAAUUCCUCAAGCAUUUAUUCAAGGACCUGAUAUGAAUCUUAGAAGGCUAACGGAGUUGAUCAUUUUUAUCUUGAACUAUAUGAUUUCAGUUGCAGAUACCGAAUUUUUUGACAACUCUCUUAGACGACCUGGUCAAUAUCACGAGAAGACAAGUCGGUCUAUGAUAAUGGCUCCUCUUGUUGGGAUUAUCCUAAAUCUAAUGGAUGCAACAACAAAGUCAAAACAUGGAGAGACGAUUGAUAUUAUUGAAGUCUUUGCAAGCAUGGACUGCCCUCUAACAGUACAUUGUGGAUUCCAGUACCUGCUUAGUUAUAAUUGGGGAAACGUGCUGAGAGGGGAAGCCUCUCUUGCUAAACUAGCACAGCUUAAGGAGUUCGCCAAUUACUUAAGGAGCAGAAUAGUGGCAUUGGAAGGAGCUGUUGAGAUGGCCAUCAAAGCUGAUGAAAAUGAAGAUGAUAGCGGCUGUUGCAUCUGCUAUGCGGUUUUUGAGCCUCAUGUCGCCCCCUCCCGCCACUUUUCCUGCCUUGGCUGUAUCACCAGGCACCUGCUGAAUAGCCAGAGGUGCUUCUUUUGCAAUGCGACGGUCACAAAGGUGGUUAAGAUUGGCCAGAAAGCUAAUCAGAUUUCAGGAGAUUAAUUGUUUGAUUCUCUGUUCUGCUCAAAGAUUGCAAUUAUGGCUCUGGCAAUUGAUUUUGUUUGCGCUAUGCUAUGCGGGGGAGCUAUACCUUUAGUUUUCUUCUUUUUUUUUUCCCUUGAAAAUUAGGAUUUUACCAACAUAGUGGCUGCUGAGGUAGAGGAUUAGUGGCUUCCGCCAAGUAUAGUGUGUAUAAUUUGAUGUAAAUGAUAUGUAUGAGAGAGCCCUACGGCUAUGGUUAGUGAAUGAAAUGGGGAGGUGAAUUUUGUAGGGCUUAGGCCAUUUAAUCUGUGUAAAUUUGAGUUGUAAAUUUAAGGAAUUACGUCUCCCUCCCGUUUUCUCCAUUUUUGUUUUUGUUUUUUUUUUGUUUUUUUUUU